CGAACAGAAAGCAAUACGAGGCUUAUGAGUGAAAUUAUCGGACUUGAACUUGAAAUAACGAUAUUAAUGUUGUGUCGAUAAGUUCAGUUUUUGAUAGUAGAUUUGUGUUAACGGUGUGAAUUGUAUUUGUAUACAAUUAUAAUGGAAUGGUUCUUGGGUGCCGGCAUUCUAUCCAUACUUGCCGCAAUAAUUCUCGAUGUUUUCAAUAAAUUCAAAUCAAGUCGGUGCCAUAGUACAAUAUGCUUGGUGGGAAAAACAGUUAUAGUUACGGGAGCAAAUACAGGAAUAGGUUACGAAACAGCUUUGGAUUUCGCCCGAAGAGGAGCACGAGUGAUUCUAGCAUGUAGAGACGAACAAAAAGCUGAAGUCGCAAGAGAAAAAAUCAUUCAGGCAACACAAAACCAAAAUGUAGUAGUACGAUUGAUCGAUUUCGCAUCCUUGGAAUCAGUGAGAGAAUUUGCGAAAGAAACGAUAAAAACCGAGAAACGUCUGGAUAUUUUGGUCAAUAAUGCAGGUGUUGGUGACCUACCAAAUGUAUUAACUGAAGAUGGGUUACAGAUAUUGAUGCAAGUGAAUUAUUUCGGUCCAGUUCUAUUGACUCUGCUGCUCUUAGAUUUACUGAAAAAGACCCGUCCAAGCCGAAUAGUUAAUGUUUCGUCACUAGCAGCUAAAUGGGCGAGACUGGAACCAGAACAUUUGAACCAUUGGUCUAAAUUACUGAUCUACAGCAAUAGCAAAUUGGGUAAUUUGUUGUUCACCAUCAAAUUAGCAUCUGUAUUGGGGAAUUUCGGUGUCAGUGUUUUCUCAGUGCACCCAGGAAUUGUGAAAACUGAAAUCAUGAGAACGUUGCCACGUCUCGUUAGAAAAGUGAUCGACUUUUUCGCAGGUAUAUUCAUGAAGUCAGCUGAAGAAGGGGCUCAAACAUCACUGUAUGUGUCAUUAGAACAAGGGAUUGAACAUUUAUCAGGAAGACAUUUUGAAGAGUGCAAUGUUGUGCCUACAUAUUCAACAGCACAAGAUCCAGACUUCGUGAACGCCGUGUGGAACAAAACAAUGGAAUUGUUGGAGUACGAAACAGAAUCAAGGAAUUUAUGACAGAGAUGUGGUUU
Messenger RNA from Phaedon cochleariae (mustard beetle), 1109 nucleotides. Lineage: Eukaryota; Metazoa; Arthropoda; Insecta; Coleoptera; Chrysomelidae. The record is from the annotation of a GenBank genome assembly.